GGCCGUUGCGAUGACAUUCUCGCAAACCAUCUCGCACGGAGGCGUCCGCGAAUCUGCAUAACUGUGUAGUUCAGGUCCAAGCGGUCGUGUUUCGACUAUAGAGUGAGCGUCUCGCGUGUUUGGUGUCGCGUCCAAUACGAACUCCGCGUUAUGAUCUCCGCCGUAUAGCUCUCUCUCAUAAACUUCGGCUCCUACACCCUAGCGACCCUAUCCCGCGGGGUGUUUCAAACCUAACCGUUGCGCAGGAAAUUCCAUCCAAAAAUCGUAUCAAAUGCACUGAAUUCUCAGCAAGCAUGGGACACAAUUGCAUGAUGGGUCACAGACUCACAACUGAGUGUCAGCAACAUAGGUACUACAAUAGGACUGGCUGUUCCCCCUGUUUAUAUCGCACGGCUCAUAUCGUUCGCCUCUCGAGUGCGCAUGUCAAGUUAUGGCUUCUCUGCAGGAUCCCUAUCCCGAAGUUGAAUUGGCUGCACCGCCGCUGGCACGGCCUCUUCACGAACCCAGUCCACUACUUUCGCGGCGAUCCGACACACAAGAUGCUGAUGAUGUUUCCGAAAGCUCGAGUUACAGGACGAGCCACAGUCGUAGUGGAAGUAAACGCGAGUCGUUCAAUAUGUCUGGAAGUACAUUCUUGGUAACGUCGUCUGGCACGACUUUGAGGCUACCAAUCCCUUCGGACAGUAAAUCAGACCCUCUCAACUGGACUCCAUGGAAGAGAGCAGGUGCAAUGUUUGCACUCGCUUGGUUUUUCGUCAUGUCUUCAACGGCAGUGCAAGCACCAAGCGUAUUUCUGCCUGGAAUCGCCGUAGAGUUUGGACAGCAAGACGUCAGACCAUGGGCCAUGGAGUCCAUCAUUACAGCUCCUACCUUGUUCAUCGGCAUCGGCGCGCUGCUGUGGGUACCGCUUUCAUUAGCAAUGGGCCGGCGACCUGUGUUCCUGAUCGUAGCACUUAUGCAACCUCUAGCUACACUUGGGGCUGGACUUUCGCCAAAUUUCCACACUCUAUUUGCUUGUGCCUGUAUCAUCGGCUUGGGACAGGGAUUCUCGGUCACUGCUGCUUUCUUGAUGGUCGUAGACCUGACCUUCAUUCACCAGAGAACGCGCGCAGUUGCAUCUAUCUGGUCGGUGCUCGCAGGCGCUGGAACUGGCUUUCUUGCCAUCGUGCCGUAUCUCUCACCACCGGGCACCUGGCGGCCAUUUUACUACUACUGGUCGAUUCCAAUGGCGCUGUCCUUCCCGCUGGCACUGCUACUAUACCCAGAGACGUACUUCAAACGACCUACGGUUGCUUUUGAUGGCCUGAUACUUUUACAGUCAGCAACUGAAAAGCUCACGAUAUACAAGGAUCUUGAUAUCGGAUCCGACAUCUAUCGAGACUUACCGGACCUGCCGUCAGACUAUAGUCAGGAGAGGACACUGUUCCGCAGGUUUUGCUCUUAUUUCCAGUUUCGUUGUUCUCCAGUCACUUCAUGGAAAUCCAUGGGCUACUGCUACAUUCAGAUGGCCCAUUGUGCCAUCAACCCUCUGAUUUUUUGGGUUCUGCUCGCCUCCGCAAUCCACUGGGCCAGCAUCUUGUUUGUUGGAUCGACAUAUACGAACAUCCUUCGCUCCCCACCAUACACCUUGCGCCCCUCGAUCAUCAUCAACAUAAAUAUCUCAUCAGCCGUUGGCGCUUUUCUCGCGUACCCAGUUGGAGGGUGGCUCAUAGACAGAGUGCUAAAGCGUAUGGCUCAGCGCAAUGGUGGAGUUCGUGAAGCAGAACACUUUCUUAUCGGCUACAUCCCACCAGCUCUCAUUGGUGCUUGCGGUUCCGUACUGUAUGGCUUUGCUGUGCACCGCCAAUGGCACUAUUCGCUGUUCUUUGUCUCGACUGGACUCACCGCAUUCGCAUGGAUCACUCUUUGUAUAACAAACAUCAUGUGGCUUACAGAAGCCUUUCCCCGCUGGGCUGCACCUGCUGUUGCUGUAUCAGGCGGAGCGUGUUAUAUCAUUAGUUUUGCUAUCGGUUUCGGGCUGUUACCUUGGAUUUCUGCGCACGGCUUCAAAUUGGUGGGCAUCGAGUUGGCUUUCUUGCAAUUAGCUGCCGGUCUUGUCGCCGUACCUGUUGCUUUCUGGGGCAAGGGUGCGCGCCAAGCGAUCAAUGGGCGGUGGUCUGAAGAGCGAUCAGGAGCAUUGCGGCCGUUGUGAU
Molecule: messenger RNA, 2192 nt
Organism: Boeremia exigua
Lineage: Eukaryota; Fungi; Ascomycota; Dothideomycetes; Pleosporales; Didymellaceae
Product: major facilitator superfamily domain-containing protein
Exons: 3
Coding region: 431-2191 (586 amino acids)
Biological process (GO): transmembrane transport
Molecular function (GO): transmembrane transporter activity
Source: RefSeq, a predicted model, not a curated record